GGCGGGGCGAUGCCGGGAGGCGGAGGCGGCGGCGGCGGCGGCGGCCCGGGCCGGGGCCCGUGACCAUGGGCAUCGCCGAGUCCACGCCGGACGAGCUGCCGUCGGACGCGGAGGAGCAGCUGCGCAGCGGCGAGCAGCAGCUGGAGCUGAGCGGGAGGCGGCUGCGGCGGCUGCCCAGCGCCGUGUGCGCGCUGAGCCGCCUGCAGAAGCUCUACGUGAGCGGCACGGGGCUGCGCGAGCUGCCCGAGGAGAUCGAGGAGCUGCGCGAGCUGCGCAUCCUGGCGCUCGACUUCAACAAGCUCGAGCGCCUGCCCGACGGCCUGUGUCGCCUGCCGCGCCUCACGCGCCUCUACCUGGGCGGCAACCGGCUGCUGGCUCUGCCCGCGGACUUCGCGCAGCUGCAGAGCCUGCGCUGCCUCUGGAUCGAGGGCAACUUCCUGCGGCGCUUCCCGCGGCCGCUGCUGCGCCUGGUGGCGCUGCAGUCGCUGCAGAUGGGCGACAACCGGCUGCGCGCGCUGCCCGCCGAGCUGCCGCGCAUGACGGGCCUGCGCGGCCUGUGGCUUUACGGUAACCGCUUCGAGGAGUUCCCGCCCGCGCUGCUGCGCAUGGGCCGCCUGCACAUCCUCGACCUGGACCGCAACCGCCUGGGCGGCUUCCCCGACCUGCACCCGCUGCGCGCCCUGCGUGUCUUCUCCUACGACCACAACCCGGUCACUGGGCCCCCGCGCGUCGCCGACACCGUCUUCCUCGUGGGCGAGGGCGCCGUCGAGCGCAUGGCAGAGCGCGACGAGCCCAUACCUCGGCCGCUGCCCCGGCGCCCAGCUCGGGCCUUUGAGGAUGAGGAGGAAGAGGACCUACUCAUUGGGGGCGGUGGCUCCCGGGCUCUGGGGGCCCCCCGGGGCAGCCUCCCCGCCCUGGAAGCCGCUCCAGGACUGGGCACCUGAGCCUAUGCUCUGGGUGAUGGACUUGGGCCAUUCAGGGAGGAGGGGCUCUGGGAAGGUCUGUGGGAACGGCAGACCCCUACCUUGGGGCAGUGAAGGGGGCACUUUGGGCGAGCUAUAGGGACAGGCAGGCCUGGGGGCCAUCUUCGCAGCCUGCCACCUGGCUGCCUGCCACCUGGCUGAUCUCUGGGCAGUCCUCAGACUGGGAAGCCUGGCUCGGUCUAGUCGCCUCAGGCUCUGUCUAGUCUGAUAGCGUCGCUGACAGCACAGCGGAGAUGCUGGUCAGUGCUGUCCACGGCAUCACCACCUCUGGCUGAGUCUGGGUGCCCAGCGUGCCACACCAGCCCUCCCUCUCCUGGAGUUUCGAUCUCCUAAAGCCACCCUUCCUGGUGCAGGAGCCGCUACCUCUGGGGUGGACCACAGGCCUGUGUGAGCCCGAGCUGCCCUUGAAGGAGGGGUGGGCCCCGCGCCAGUGCCCAGGACAGAACUUGUGCCUGGAAUCUCGCUGGGAGCAGAGAGCUCUCUCUCCCUUCCCCAAAGCCUGAGCCUUCCAGCUGUCAAGUUUGAGAAGAAUCCACUGUGCCUCUAGGGCCUCCUGCGAGGAGGAGAGAGGAUCUCUGCUCUGGGAGGCUGCUCCGGGGCCUCUCCCACUGCCUGCACUCUCCAUUCCCUUAAAUGGGCACAGUCAGAGUGGCUGGCACGGCGUGGGGCACGGGACAAGCACUGUGUGCCUCCACUCCGUCACCAGGGACAGCCUUAGGGGGUGAGGAGUGGGGUGCCGCUCUACAAUUCCCAGGGCCAGAUCUUUCCCAUCCAAGCAAUAACGGAAGGUGGGGGCCAGGGCGGCGGACACUCAGGGACACCAUCAGGGGCAGGGGCCCCACGUGGUAGUGUUUUCUUUAGGAAGAAAAAAAAAAAAAACUGGCUGUA
Messenger RNA from Lutra lutra (Eurasian river otter), 1871 nucleotides. It is a transcript of the gene LRRC10B, whose product is annotated as leucine rich repeat containing 10B. NCBI's taxonomy places the organism in Eukaryota, Metazoa, Chordata, Mammalia, Carnivora, Mustelidae. The transcript has 2 exons. The record is from RefSeq and is a predicted model, not a curated record. Bases 66 to 944 code for a protein of 292 amino acids. Gene Ontology annotation, molecular function: protein binding.